GGGUCGAUUUUGUCUGCUCCUUUUAGCAGGACCCAACCGUUACAUUUCCCCAUUUCUUCGAGUGCAGCGAGCCCAACUCAAUCAUUUCUACCAGCUUACGCUUACGCUACCUUAUCAUCAUCAUUUUCUGUCACAACUGUUCCCCCUAUAAAUUCUUCCGAAACCCUAGAACAUUCCAGAAACCCUUAAUUUUCCCUCUCCACCUCAAAUUCCACCAUCAAUUCCACCAAUAAACCCUAAUCCCCUUCAAAUUCCGCUUCCUAAACCCUAGAUCUGAUCCACAUUUCCUUUCCAAAUUAACUUUGGUAUUAUUCUCACGUAUGUUGGAUAUGGGAAGGGUUGAAAAUGAGGCAAUUGCCAAACCCUCCUCCUCAUCGUCGUCGCUUUCACCAUCAUCUACCAUAACCACAUCAACAUCUGUAACCGAGACGGUGAACGGGUCGCAUGAUUUUAACAUCACUGGGUAUUCAUUGUCUAAAGGCAUUGGUAUUGGCAAGUACAUUGCUUCCGAUACAUUUAUGGUAGGUGGGUAUUCGUGGGCGGUUUAUUUUUAUCCUGAUGGGAAGAGUAAUGAAGAUAAUGCUACGUAUGUGUCCUUGUUUAUUGCCUUAGCGAGUGAAGGAACGGAUGUGAGGGCGCUUUUUGAGCUGACCUUGAUUGAUCAGAGUGGUAAAGGUAGGCAUAAAGUGCAUAGCCAUUUUGGAAGAGCUUUGGAGAGUGGACCGUAUACACUUAAAUAUCGCGGGAGUAUGUGGGGAUAUAAGCGAUUCUUUAAAAGAAUCGCUCUAGAAUCAUCAGACUACCUGAAGGAUGAUUGCCUGCAAGUUCAUUGCUGUGUUGGUGUAGUGAGGUCUCACACCGAAGGACCUAAGACCUACUCCAUCCCUGUAUCUCCAUCAGAUCUUGGACUGCAUUUUGGACAGCUCCUUGAAAGCGGGAAGGAUACUGAUGUAAACUUCGAUGUUAAUGGAGAGAUAUUUACUGCUCAUAAAUUAGUACUUGCUGCAAGGUCACCUGUGUUCAGAGCACAACUUUUUGGUCCAAUGAAGGAUCAAAAUACAGAGCAUAUAAAAGUAGAAGACAUGGAAGCCCCAGUUUUUAAGGCUCUUCUUCAUUUCAUUUACUGGGAUAUGCUGUUGGAUAUGGAAGAGCUCACAGGGUUGAAUUCUGAAUGGGCAUCAACCUUGAUGUCUCAACAUCUGCUUGCGGCAGCUGACCGUUAUGGGUUAGAUAGGCUCAGGUUGCUCUGCGAGGCUAACCUGUGCCGGGAAGUUGCUAUUAAUACUGUUGCAACCACUUUAGCCCUGGCUGAACAGCACCAUUGUUUCCAGCUGAAAUCUGUCUGUCUCAAAUUUGUUGCCUUGCCAGAAAAUCUAAGAGCUGUAAUGCAAACUGAUGGUUUUGACUAUCUGAGAGAAAGUUGUCCUCAUGUCCUCACAGAACUGUUGGAGUAUGUUGCUAGGGUAAAUGAACAUUCUGGCAUUGCCAACAAGCUAGGGAAUGAGUUUGUCCUUGAUGGUGGUGAUGUCCAGGGUCGACGCGUGAAACAAAGAUUAUAGUUGAAGUUUCAACUGCCAACCUGGUGUGAUCCUUAAUAGGAUAGUAAAAACAUACUUCAUGUUGCAGGCUCUAGUUUUGACAUACAUGUAAAUUUGCUGUCGGUCGAUGUCAUUGAUGUUGUAAUCAUAUGUAUUAUCUUGUUCUUAGUAAUGUGUAUUUGUGUAUAGCUUCUAGCUCUUUGUCCAUAAGGUUUUCUCUUUACUCCCUUAUGUAUUCGUUAUUUUGGCCCUUGUUUUGUCAGUUGAACAUGUAAUUUAUUUGUAUUAUUUGGGGUAUUGUUUUUCGA
Molecule: messenger RNA, 1846 nt
Organism: Capsicum annuum
Lineage: Eukaryota; Viridiplantae; Streptophyta; Magnoliopsida; Solanales; Solanaceae
Product: BTB/POZ and MATH domain-containing protein 2
Exons: 4
Coding region: 321-1559 (412 amino acids)
Biological process (GO): protein ubiquitination
Molecular function (GO): protein binding
Source: RefSeq, a predicted model, not a curated record